Messenger RNA from Pochonia chlamydosporia 170, 1002 nucleotides. RefSeq names its product cytoskeleton-associated protein. The record is from RefSeq and is a predicted model, not a curated record. The transcript has 2 exons. Lineage: Eukaryota; Fungi; Ascomycota; Sordariomycetes; Hypocreales; Clavicipitaceae. Bases 1 to 1002 code for a protein of 333 amino acids.
AUGGGCUGGAAAGAAGCUCUCUGGUCGUUUUCUCGCGAUGAGAGGGUGCUUCUGGUCAGCAUUGGCCUCGCAGCUUUUGGCGUGGUCAGCACCAUUACCACGGUUUUGACCAUUAUCCGCGAUGACAACGAGAUCCCUCCAAAAGAGCCUAAAACCCAAUACAUCACUCAGGAGACGGAAGAUUCGCUUCAGCUCGAUACUCUAGAAAAGCUUUUAACGCAUCCGAACUAUUCCAUCAGGGAGGUUGCCACAAAGAUAUUAUGUGAUCGAGCAAUCAACGACCCUGACACCUUGACGUCGUUGCUCUAUGGCAUAACUCGACCAGCAUACGAAGAGCGCAUGCGAUGCCUUCGAGCUCUGGCUUUGCUUACUGGACAGACUAUGGGCCUUGAUGGCUUAGCUCAACUGAACAACGACAAGGCAUACUCUGCAUUAGUACGAUCGCUGGAACUAAGCCUUGGAGACACCGAACUUCCGGACUUAACUAAUAAUCACUGGGACGAAUAUUAUCUGCGUGAUAUGGCGGAAAGAUUUUGUCUUAUGUUCAUUCAUGAGCUGCUUACAAAAUAUGGGACAAAUGCACUCAUCAAAGCCAAAUUCGUGGAAAAGUGGCUAGCAAAACAAAAAUGGGGGGCUGAUCCGGAUGCCCGUCGACGUAACUUCAAGGCAUAUGUGGACCUCAAGGACAAUAGACUUGUGGAAAUCAUUGACCGCAUCAAGCACUCCAAGAGAGGCUUGAAGGCUUUAGAACGGGCAGGUUUAAUCGACAAAGACAACUCGAGGCGGCGGAUACGAGAGCUUCCAGACAUCAUAAUGGAGAUUGAGGAGGAAGUUGUAAGAGAGAGUAGUCCCGGGAAUCGGGUUCGACGACCAAUGCGGGAGACUUCAAUAGAGGAGCAACGACUACGACGCCAACACCGCGAAGCAAUGGUUCUCAAUGAUGGCACAAGGCCGCUAGGAAGAGAAGAUAUCAUAGAGAGGGACCAUGAAUCGCCGACAUAA